Chanos chanos (milkfish) is the source of this 666-nucleotide messenger RNA. RefSeq names its product ras-related and estrogen-regulated growth inhibitor-like protein. Gene Ontology annotation, molecular function: GTPase activity; GTP binding. The record is from RefSeq and is a predicted model, not a curated record. The coding region runs from base 1 to 666 and encodes 221 amino acids. The transcript is spliced from 4 exons. NCBI's taxonomy places the organism in Eukaryota, Metazoa, Chordata, Actinopteri, Gonorynchiformes, Chanidae.
AUGGUUGUCCAAGUCAAACCAAAUUCCCACCACUGCAGCAAAGCAAUGGAUGGAAGUCAGCAUGGAGGCAAAGUGGAGGCGAAUAUUCUAUUACUUGGGGCAGAGAAUGUGGGAAAAUCAGCUCUUACUGUACGAUUUCUCACACGAAGAUUCAUCGGUGAAUACGGCGAUAUAGAAUCAAUAUACAAUCACAAUGACAAAAUCGAUGGACGAGAAAUUUCCUUAAACAUAUGGGACUCGCUGUAUCCGCAGAGUUGCGAAACAACGGAAUCAAUAAGCGACAAGCAACUGCACUGGGCUGACGGUGUGAUUCUUGUGUACAGCAUCUGUGACCGAUCCAGCUUUGAUGUGGUGCGGCAGCAGGUGCAGCUCAUCCGUCGGACAAGAAAGCUUUCUGCGUCAGCGCCCAUAAUUAUUGUUGGAAACAAAAGAGACCUACAACAUCAGAGAGCAGUCUCCAGUGAGGAAGGUCGACUCUUCGCCCUCUCCGCAGACUGCGGGUUUUUUGAAAUAUCUGCUGCUGAAACGUACCACGGCGUGCUGUUGGUGUUUCACGAAAUUUUAGAUCUCAUCAAGGAGUCCCGGGCUCUCAAAAAAGGAGUCGCGGGAAUCAAAGGCAUCGUCAGGAGCGUGUCUGCUGUCUUCGGGAAGAAGCGAUCGGAGUAG